AGAAUAUAUUAUUCUAGAGUUAUUUAUGCAGAUGUAGAAACUAGUGGUGUAAUAUUCUGAAUGAGAAUAAUGCUGUUGUGAACGAAAUGUGAGGUGUGUGAAUGAAGGAUGAGACGAGGAUUGUGAAGCUUGACGCGGUGAGGAAGGAGGAGGAGGAGGAUAGAGGAUAAGGACGCGCGGGGAGAGGUAACCUGGGGGCCCCUGUUGGCCCAAGUCGACUCAUUGGCCGGCUGUCCGAGCCCCAACACCCAGCUGCUCCUCCACACUCACCGCCUCCCUCACUUUUCACGUAGCCUCAUGAUGCGGUGGCUGAGCGUGGUGGUGUGGGCGGCAGCGUGGGCGUGGGCGGUGCCGGUACCCGGGAGCUACUUCACCGACGAGGCCGCCGGCAGACUCCUCCACUACGACAUCCACUCCGGAGACUGCGUCCUCUUUGGCGACAGACGCAUCGUGGACGAGAUCAUGCGGGAGUUGGCGGCGAGCGAGAGCCCCGUGGCGGUGGUGGAGGCCGCCGAACUGACAGCGCUCAUAUCGGCGUGUUAUGCCCGGGCUGUCCACGAAAAGCGUAAUCAGCCAGCCCCUGCUGACAACUUUCCUCAUAUCAUAUAUCCAGGAACAAAGUGGUGCGGGACAGGUAACGUGGCAGAGGGCCUGGACGACCUGGGGCCCCUGCGGGAGGUGGACGCCUGCUGCCGCGACCACGACCUCUGCCCAGACGACCUGGAGCCAGGCCAGACACGACACAACAUCUCCAAUGACUCCCCCUUCACCAUGACGCACUGCGACUGCAACGAGAGCUUCCGGAAGUGUCUGAGGAGUGUGGGUAGCGGCGAAGCCAAGGAGGUGGGGUCGGCGUACUUCUCGACGGGGCUCUUCCAGUGCUACCGCCUCGCCAGGCCCGUCAGGGGGUGCAAGCAGUGGGCAGGCCUGUUGACCCAGGCGUGCCAGGAGUACGACUACGACGAGAGUGGAGAGCCUCGCUGGCAGGUGUUUGAUAUGAAGUCCUUCGAGUAGACGCCCGCCGGAGCAUCACGACCUGACCUGCUGCAGGAUGGAGCCACCGAGGAUAACAAUUGAUAACAAAAUGACCUGUUGGAAGGAUAACAAAUAUGGCGGAGGUAAACCGAGGACCUGGUGGAUGAAUAACGUGGAAAUCAUCAAUUAAAUGAUGAGGAACCGAUGAAGAGCUAG
Procambarus clarkii (red swamp crayfish) is the source of this 1191-nucleotide messenger RNA. Its product is annotated as phospholipase A2. The record is from RefSeq and is a predicted model, not a curated record. Lineage: Eukaryota; Metazoa; Arthropoda; Malacostraca; Decapoda; Cambaridae. Gene Ontology annotation, biological process: arachidonate secretion; phospholipid metabolic process.